AUGGACAUCAACAACCGAGUUGAUCAGCCGCGAGCCUUACCAUCUGCGUGUGAUACCGAGGAAAAACGAGGUAAGGAUUGACCUCCUCAAUCUUCCUCUGCUCCUUUGGCUCUGUGAUGACUUUGUUCGGACCAGAUUUUUCUUCUUCUCCGGUUGUUGCCCCUGCUAGGGUACUCAACAUGUCACGGAUAACCUUUUCGCGAAUUGUUGUUCAGGGGAUGAAGAUAGUCCCGUGAAGGAGAGGUGCUGGAGCCAGAGGGAAGCGCUGCCUGGCGAACCUCGCUGUGUGGUCUGUGGCCGCUACGGUGAGUACAUCUGCGAUGAGACGGAUGAUGACAUCUGCAGCAUAGAAUGCAAGAAGCACCUCUUGGACAAACUAUCCCGAACGAGGAAGGCGCCUGUGAAUCGAAUCCCACCCGAAAAGUUGCCUGCCCAUGAUGAGUGCUUCUAUAUUAGAGACGAUGCGUCUGCUCAGAUUGAAUCGUUGAGGAAGCGAAUCGACAUUCAUGUUAAAGGGGAAUCUGUACCCGCUCCGGGUUUCUCCUACUCAUUCUUCAACCUCCCUCAGAAGCUGCUCGAGAAUCUGGAAAGUGUGGGGUAUGAGAUCCCCACACCAGUUCAAAUGCAGGUGAUUCCUGCUGCCCUGAGUCGUAGAAACCUGCUGGUUUCUGCAGAAACCGGGUCAGGAAAGACGGCAUCCUUUCUUGUGCCCGUGGUGGCUCGCUGCUCUGAAGUUCGAUUGAGGCAUCCAGAAGCAAAGAAGAGGCCAUUAGCCCUUGUUCUUGCGCCAACGAGAGAGCUCUGUGUGCAGGUGGAAGAGCAAGCGAAGCUUCUUGGGAAGGGCCUGCCCUUUAAGACUGCGCUUGUGAUCGGCGGCGAUGCCCUCGCUGGGCAGGUCCACAGACUCAGGCAAGGCAUAGAAGUGAUUAUCGGAACGCCUGGUAGGAUAAUUGAUCUCCUCACGAAGCACCCCAACUUUGAAUUAGAUGAGGUCUGCAUUCUGGUUCUAGAUGAAGUGGACUGCAUGCUACAGAAGGGAUUCCGCGAUCAGUUGAUGCAGAUAUUUCAGGCACUCUCGCAGCCUCAGGUGUUGAUGUUCUCUGCGACUAUAUUGCCAGAUGUGGAAAAGAUGGCGUCACUGAUGGCCAAAGAUCUGAUUUGUAUUUCAGCGGGGAGACCAAGCAGGCCCAACGAUUCUGUGGCGCAGGUAGCCAUCUGGGUGGACUCUAAGCAUAAGAAGAAGAAGCUCUUUGAUAUCUUGAGGAGUAAACAGCAUUUCAUGCCACCUGCCGUGGUGUUUGUGGAGUCAAGACUGGGAGCUGAUCUUCUAUCUGAAGCGAUAUCUGUUGCAACUGGAAUCAAGGCCCUCUCAAUCCAUGGAGAGAAGGAUAUGAAGGAGAGGAGGGAGACCAUGAGGCUUCUUCUGGCAGGGGAGGUCUCUGUGCUUGUGGCAACGGGGGUUCUUGGGAGGGGGGUAGAUUUGUGGGCAGUGAGGCAGGUCAUCAUAUUUGACAUGCCAAACUCCAUUGAGGAGUACAUUCAUCAGGUCGGAAGGGCUUCUAGAAUGGGGGAGAAGGGCUCAGCUAUCAUCUUUGUGAACGAGGAUGACAAGAGGCUGCUCAAGGAACUGGUCCAGGUUCUUAGGUCCUCUGGAGCUGCAGUUCCCCGUGAGUUGGCAAACUCUAGGUACUCGAUAGAAACUCGGCAGACAAAUGGCAGACAGAAGAAGAGGAAACUGGGAGCUGGUUGA
This is a messenger RNA of Spirodela intermedia, 1750 nucleotides long. NCBI's taxonomy places the organism in Eukaryota, Viridiplantae, Streptophyta, Magnoliopsida, Alismatales, Araceae. The record is from the annotation of a GenBank genome assembly.